CUUUUCGCUUCCUGGGAAAUCACCCACUGAACUCUGAACUUUAUCUUGUUACUCCUGUUUUGUGACUCGGAGCACAAACUUUGCUUGUUGGCUGAGGUCUUUGUGCAGCUUUCCUCCUAGCUCUUUUCUAACAAGGCUCGCUCUGUGCUCCACAGUUUCUUUUUUGUUCAGUCUUGGGCUUCUAUCACAGAAUCACAAAUAUCUACAGCUGGGAAUCAGACAGGCACAGAAAUGAAGAGCCUAGGAUCCCAAGACAAUGUUUCAGUUUCCCAGGGUAUUCGAAUGAUGUUUUACAUGAUGAAGCCCAGUGAAACUGCCUUCCAAACUGUUGAAGAGGUGCCUGAUUAUGUUAAAAAGGCAACUCCGUUUUUCAUCUCCCUGAUUCUGCUCGAGCUAGUCAUCAGCUGGAUUGCCAGAGGGAAACCAUCGGGUCGGUUGGAUGAUGUUCUCACAUCCAUGUCAGCUGGUGUCGUGUCUAGGCUUCCAAGUCUGUUCUUCAGGAGCCUUGAAGUGACUAGCUAUAUUUACAUCUGGGAGAACUACAGGCUUUUCGAGUUGCCUUGGGAUUCUCCGUGGACAUGGUAUUUAACCUUCUUAGGAGUUGACUUUGGCUACUACUGGUUCCAUCGCAUGGCCCAUGAGAUUAAUAUUCUUUGGGCAGCACACCAAGCACACCACAGUUCCGAAGACUAUAACUUAUGCACCGCACUGAGACAAUCUGUCUUGCAGCAAUAUAGCUCCUGGAUUUUCUACUGUCCCCUCGCCCUCUUCAUACCACCUUCAGUGUUUGCUGUUCAUAUCCAAUUCAAUCUCCUCUACCAAUUUUGGAUUCACACAGAGGUCAUCAGAAGCCUUGGUCCUUUGGAAAUGGUUCUCAAUACUCCUAGCCACCACAGGGUUCAUCAUGGCAGAAAUCGUUACUGCAUAGAUAAAAACUAUGCCGGCACACUCAUUAUUUGGGAUAGAAUUUUUGGGACAUUCGAAGCAGAGAAUGAACAGGUUAUAUAUGGUCUAACGCACCCCAUUGAUACAUUUGAACCAUUCAAAGUGCAGUUUCACCACUUAUUCUACAUAUGGACUACAUUCUGGGCCACACCUGGAUUCUGCCAUAAGUUUUCUGUCCUAUUCAAAGGACCGGGAUGGAGUCCAGGUAAACCAAGACUUGGCCUGAGUGAAGAAAUUCCGGAGGUCACAGGGCAGGAAGUCCCCCUAUCAUCGCCAGCGUCCCUGCUUUUGAAGAUGUAUGCUGUCCUGCAGUUUGUGGUUAUGCUGGCAUUUUACGAGGAGACCUUUGCAGACACAGAGGCACUGUCUCAGGUCACUGUCUUUCUGAGAGUCCUCUUCAUUAUCCUGACUUUGACAUCCAUUGGUUUCCUUCUGGAUCAAAGACCCAAGGCAGCUCUUCUGGAAACUCUCCGAUGCCUGAUGUUCUUAACCCUGUACAGAUUUGGUCAUUUACAGCCUCUUAUUCCUUCUUUAUCAUUCGUAUUUGAGAUUUUCUUUUCUGUCUGCAUUGCUUUCUGGGGAGUACGAAGCAUGAAACAGCUCACCUCUGUCUCCUGGAAAAAGCCCUAGUGCGCCCAGAUCUCUUGGUCCUGUCAGCUGUCCGUGGGAUAUCACAGAGAAAGAUCUUAACCUUACAGAUGCCUGCAAGAGCUACUUGGUUAAUGAAAUGAAAGAACUUCUUUACCUAUGCUUUUCACAUUUCUUCUUUUGUUAAAAUUGAAAUGAAUUAUAUUAUUUUUGCUCUCACUGAAAAUCAAAUAAUUCAUUUACAUUGUGGCUGUAUUGACUUGUCUCCUCUGCGGCAAUGACUCUGGGAGAAAAUGGGCUAAAAUUCUUUAAAAGAAUGAAAAUUAUAUUUGUCAUGCUUGGUCUGAGAACCUUUUGCCUUAAUAUUUGUUAAAAGUACGCUUAGAAACAUCUCUGUAGUCUUUGAAAUGUAUUGUUGUCUAUGUGAGCCUGCAUUUGCCUCUGCAAAUUAGUCAUCUGUACUGCCAUAUUAUGUUUAAAAAAAUCAAUGACAUAAAAAUAACAAGGAUUGGACAGAA
Psammomys obesus (fat sand rat) is the source of this 2051-nucleotide messenger RNA. RefSeq names its product alkylglycerol monooxygenase (gene Agmo). The transcript is spliced from 13 exons. The coding region runs from base 232 to 1575 and encodes 447 amino acids. Gene Ontology annotation, molecular function: oxidoreductase activity; iron ion binding. Gene Ontology annotation, biological process: lipid biosynthetic process. The record is from RefSeq and is a predicted model, not a curated record. Gene Ontology annotation, cellular component: endoplasmic reticulum. Lineage: Eukaryota; Metazoa; Chordata; Mammalia; Rodentia; Muridae.